Acaulospora colombiana is the source of this 364-nucleotide messenger RNA. The record is from the annotation of a GenBank genome assembly. Lineage: Eukaryota; Fungi; Glomeromycota; Glomeromycetes; Diversisporales; Acaulosporaceae.
GGAGACCACCAAAUGGGUUGCAGACAUUCGGGAUCUCUACGAAGCCUUUGAGGCAGACACGCCUCAAUUCCGUCGUAAUUGGUGGGAGGCAGCCUUCAAGACGCCGAGCUAUGUUACAAACUUUGAGACACCUGAGCGUUUCUUCACGGAUUGGGUAGUGCCCACGACCAACAAAGGUGUCCAAGAUAGAGUCAUUAGCAAGAGCUAUGUUGCCGUGCAGCCAAGCAAUGUACAGGAGGAGCUACGCAAAAAGAUCGACACGGUCCUCGAUAGCCACGAAAAGGUGUGGAUCGAUGAGACGAGUGGCAUCUUUGAGUAUCCAUAUAGAACCACUGUGAUAGCUAUGAAAAAGAAAGCUAAUUAA